UAAGACAACAAGACACCUCCCCUUAGCAGUCCAACGCCGGCCCCCAUCGUCCCUAGUAGAGGGGGAGAGUCCGGGGGGGGACUUGCUGCAUGUGAGCUUCUGCACGUAGCAUUCAGGAUUUUAGGAAUCCAGCCCCUGAACGCCAGAUGGACAUCGGUGCGCAGCAACGUCCCCGAUAGGUCCCGAGUACCAGACUGCUGCUCAUCUCCUUCUGCCUUCAACUGGUCCCCGGCGUUUGGACACCGACCACAGGAGGACACGUCUCUGCUGCAGGAUGCUCUCGUUUGGGAUGGCGCUGUCAUGUUUAAGUUUACUGGUGCUUAGCUGUCUGCAGUCGCUUUCGGCCAACAAUGACUUCUUCACCUCCAUAGGCCAGAUGACGGAUCUGUUGUACACAGAAAAAGACCUGGUCACCUCUCUGAAGGACUACAUCAAAGCAGAGGAGAACAAGCUUGAGCGGGUCAAACAGUGGGCUGAUAAGUUGGAUUUGUUGUCGGCUGCAGCCGUGCAGGACCCCGAGGGCUUCCUGGGGCACCCGGUCAAUGCCUUCAAGCUGAUGAAGAGGCUGAACACAGAGUGGGGGGAUCUGGAGAGCCUUGUGCUCAGUGACACCACUGAAGGAUUUAUAUCCAACCUGACGAUCCAGAGACAGCACUUCCCGACAGAUGAGGACCAGACGGGGGCGGCCAAAGCUCUCCUCCGGUUACAAGACACCUACAAACUGGAUGCCAACACCAUCUCCACCGGGGACCUCCCUGGGGCUAAACACAAGAGCCUUAUGACAGUGGAGGACUGUUAUGAGUUGGGGAAAAUUGCCUACUCUGACGUCGAUUACUACCACACAGAGCUGUGGAUGGCCCAGGCCCUCAAACAGCUGGAUGGGGGCGAGGAGUCCCCUUUAGAUAGGGUGAUACUGCUCGACUACCUCAGCUACUCCAUCUACCAGCAGGGGGACAUCGAGCGAGCCCUGGAGUUGACUAAGCAGCUGCUGGCACUGGACCCGGAGCAUCAGCGCGCCAAGGGCAACCUGAAAUACUUUGAGUUCCAGUUGGAGAAGCUGAAAACGGAGGCGGCGGACGCACCUCCAACAGAGAAGAAGCUAGCGAAAAGAGAAACAACUGAGAAGAUAAAGAAGUCCAAAAAGAAGUUCCUGACUCCUCAGCUCCCAGAGAGGAAGAAGUAUGAGAUGCUCUGUCGUGGGGAGGGCAUCCGCAUGACCCCCCGCAGGCAGAGCCGGCUGUUCUGCCGUUACUAUGACAACAAGCACAACCCCAUGUAUGUGCUGGCACCGGUCAAACAGCAAGAUGAGUGGGACCGGCCCUACAUUGUCCGCUUCAUUGACAUCAUCUCUGACAAAGAAAUCGAGAGGGUCAAGCAGCUGGCGAAGCCACGGUUAAGGCGAGCCACGGUGCAUGACCCCCUAACCGGGAAACUUACAACGGCCCAGUACAGAGUCUCCAAGAGUGCCUGGCUCACUGGCUACGAGGAUCCACUGAUUGACAGGAUCAACCAGAGAAUCGAGGAUCUCACAGGGCUGGAAAUGGACACUGCAGAAGAGCUGCAGGUUGCAAAUUAUGGCGUUGGAGGUCAAUACGAGCCUCACUUUGACUUUGGAAGGAAAGAUGAGCCAGAUGCCUUCAAAGAGCUGGGCACCGGGAACCGCAUAGCAACAUGGCUCUUCUAUAUGAGCGAUGUAGCAGCAGGUGGAGCCACAGUUUUUCCAGAUAUUGGUGCAUCAGUUUGGCCCCAAAAGGGCACCGCUGUGUUCUGGUACAACCUGUUUCCCAGCGGGGAGGGAGACUACAGCACCCGACACGCAGCUUGUCCAGUGUUGGUCGGCAACAAGUGGGUAUCAAACAAAUGGAUCCACGAGCGAGGUCAGGAGUGGCGGCGGCCUUGUGCCCUGAAUGAAACCGAAUGAUGGCCAGAGUGAAGCCUUCCUCCUCACGUCCUUCGGCCCUGCCAAAGACCACGGCGGCAGAUCAGGCAGGAAGCCUGCACGGGGUCCAAACGGAUCACUCCCUCCCUACGAACACUCUCUUUCCCGCACAGAUGUUACGCUCUGAGCCCAGAGGUUGUCUGGGUCAACGACAAGCCCCUGGACAUUUUUAUUUUUUUAUUUUUAGGCAUUUCUAUGACAGAUUAUGUUCUUUGGAUGUUUGAUUCCACUCCGAUGUGUCCGUCUUUAUGAACGCCGUUUCUUAGGUGAGGUCAUCCUUCAGCAGUGACUUGGAACCUUUAAAGGAACAGCUCACGUUUUUUAAGAGGCUCUCUGAUUCUUUGCGUUUAAUCAACACAGCAAUUAAGCCUGUGUUGUUCAUUUUUUAGUAGUUUGGGUUGUGCUCAAUUUCUUUUGCAAAAUAAUUUUCCAGAUCUUUGGAGUCUGGCCUUUUCCUCACAGGAGAUUGAAUUAGCAUACAUUGUUCACUCAAUUCAUUUCUUUGCUCUAUUUCCACGUUAUAUCGGUCUCUUCAUCAAAUCAAUUUUAAGAUUUAAAACAAAGUACUUUAUGGAAGGAAUGAAGACGGUCAGACUCUUUAACAAUUCAGUUUGGUGUUUUGGUUCAUGGAAAAGCCUUUGUCUUGUAACUCAUCAGAAGGGGUUGAAGUGGCAUGGCUACCUCGAGGUGGUGCAUUUUGACGUGUUUAUCCGCCUCAAAGACUAGUGUUCUUUUGGUUCAAGUCCUCUGAAUGGUACUACAAGAUACUGUUCGAUUUGUUGUACACACUCAACACCUGGACACACACACACGGUUACGUAAACCCUGAUGCUGCAUAGAAUCAAGUAUUUUCCCACAAUGAUUGCAACAGAUUGACAACCGGCUGUCUUUGAAAUAGCAGAAGCACCAAAGGGACACUAAUAAGGAACACUAGAGAAAAGAAGGGUGGGACGGACUCCACAUUGUGCCGUGACCGGUUUAAAUACCCAGCAUUGUUUUGUGAGAAGAGUCAAUAAUUGUGGUUAGGUUUGAAAUGUUGUCCAGUGCUUAUCCGUGUGAGAAUAUGUGUUUUCCAAGGAAGCAACAUUUUAUUUAUAUGUCCCAAUCCAAUUUUGUGAUAUUUUUGUUUUACAUGAAAGUCUGAAAUUGGUUUUAUUUUCUACAAUAAAGACUGUUUUAUCGAUCAAGUUAAAA
Molecule: messenger RNA, 3133 nt
Organism: Gasterosteus aculeatus aculeatus (three-spined stickleback)
Lineage: Eukaryota; Metazoa; Chordata; Actinopteri; Perciformes; Gasterosteidae
Gene: p4ha1b
Product: prolyl 4-hydroxylase, alpha polypeptide I b
Biological process (GO): peptidyl-proline hydroxylation to 4-hydroxy-L-proline
Cellular component (GO): endoplasmic reticulum
Molecular function (GO): iron ion binding; L-ascorbic acid binding; protein binding
Source: RefSeq, a predicted model, not a curated record